GGAUGAAGUUGUUGCCUUGGGAGAGCGGCUGGUUCUGAAGCUUGAAGACCUCGUCCCACUCAUCCAGAAUGAUGUCAGAUGGUCUUAUGGCAGUACUGUGUGCUGCACAGGAGAUGCUCCCACCAAGGGAUGGGACAAUGAUGGCGGGGACAGGGUGGCCAGAAGCAAUGGUGGAAUCAAGCGGGAGGCCCUGCCCUGCAGCCCCUGCGGUGACAGCAAAAAGGACAAUGUCUCCCCUAAUCCUGGCCGCAAUGCAAUGAAAGAUGGUUGUGAUAAAGUGCAGAGAGACAGAGGUGUCAGCUGUGCUGGGAAAGGGAGUUGCUGUGACAUCAAAAAUGGUGUUGUCGUCAUGGAUGAGAAUGGCAAGAAGAGAAACUGCAGCGUUUCUAUUGUCAAAUUGGAAAAUACAGAUUAUGACUUUGGUCAGUUAAAAACAUUUUCCCCCCUCGGAUAACUAUAUUCACUUAAAUUCCUUUUUGAGAAAAGAGUUUCACAAAAUAUUUGAUAAAAAUUAUUUUAUUUUGCACAUUGUUUUUAGAGCAAUACAUUUUUAUAAAACUAUUUGUGGAUAGUAAGUAGUGAUGCAUACUUACAAACAUGACUUCCUUUUUGCACAUUUAAGAAAUACAUUACCUGAAAGCUUUUUUAAUGCAAUUUUGCUUUAUGUUUUCAGUAGCUGAAAAGUCUGUUAGUGGGGCAGCCAAUCUGGCUAUUUUGAGCUACCCAAAGUACUGUCGCUACAGGGCAAUGCGAAAGCGUCUUGAGGGAUGUGAAAAUCAGUGGUUGCAUCUGGCCAUAGUUGUGGCCAUUGGAGGCUUCUCUGGUCGUGCUCCAGGCUGCAGAGUUAUGUUUUGUAGAGAGACAUUUGAGCAAUCAGAGCUGGACACAUGGGACUUGAGAAUGGAUCAUAUGUGUAAGAUUAUAAUAAUGAAUCCAUUUAACAGAUUAAAAAUUUUCAGAUAAGAUUUUUUAAAAUGACAUAAUUGUAAAAUAUCAAAGUGUUGGAACAAUUUUAAGGGAGAUAAGAAUGAUACAAAAAUAUUUUUAGCCCUGCUUUACCAAUUUGAGUUACCUUGCAUUGGUAUUUUAAUGUUCCUCAAGUGACAUCUCCAAUUACAAAUUGUUUAUAUGAGUUUGGGCUUCAAAAAAAGGCUUGACAUAAUAGUUAAUUUAAAAAUAUAUAACUCAAUUCUUUAUAAUAGAUUAAAAUAAAUCUGUUUCUUUAAAUAUUGAGCUAGUUGUGGAAUACAAUUUGCAUUAUAUAAUUGAAGGAUGAUGUGCCCGUUACUAUACACAUGAAAUUCAACUAUAGAGACAUAUUUAUUUACAUCAUCAUAUAAUAAAUUAAAUUCAUGUUAUCAGGUUUACAGGAUUAUUUCAGGAGCAUUUAGGAUUUUUGUUUUGCUUACACCCAGAUACUUAAUUUAUGUUCUUAAACUUUAAAUAAUUCAGUACCAGACUUGAAAACUCGCCCUAAAAGUAAAAAGAGCAAACAACUCUUGAGGAAAGACUCCCAGCAGGACUCUGACAGUAUGGAAGAAUUAUUUGCCAAUGUUACACCUUCCAUAUCAUCAUCGUCAAGAGUAAGUAAUGGCUGGGUUCUUUUUUUAUGGUCCCAUUGCUUGAUUCUUGUAUGCUUGUUGAAGUUUAACUUAAGAACUGUUAUUGGGAAUUUAAAAAAAAAUAAAUUAAUCAUUGACUGUCAAUGCUUAAAUGCAUAAAUGCUAAGUUCAAUGCAAUGUUUAUGCAAAUCUUUUUACAGCCUAGGAGAUCUACUGAGUCGUCAGACAUAAAUGAAGAAAAAGUCAGCACAGAAGAACAGGCUUUUCUCAUUGGACUGCACAAGUUCAUGCAUGAUGCUAAAAUGCCCAUUGGUCGAAUUCCUUCCCUUGGCUUUAAACAAAGUAUGUAAUUCUAAGCAAAUUUUCUUGUCUUUCUCUUGUAUAAAAUUGAUAAUAGCCUAUUUAAAGGUAGACCUAAUAGUGUUAGUUCAUCUUUUUUUUCUUCAAGUUUUGAAUGGAAUGAUGUUUGUUACAUUUUUUAAAACUACUUAAACAAUUAUUCAAGGAUCAGCCAAUGUUAUUGAAUUGUGGGCUAUUCAAAGGUAGACCCAAUAGUGUUAGUUCAUCUUUUUUUUUCAAAUUUUGUUUUCUAUUGCAGUAGAUUUGUUCUACUUUUACAAGCAAGCUGAGAAGUUGGGAGGCUAUGAUGCUGUAAGUAAACAUAAUUUAGUCACAGGAUUUUAACAAAAAAUAUUAUAUUAUUGUAAAAAAUAUUCUUUCGCUGUAAACAAUUGUGCUUAAAAAACAAUAUUUAGAUAUUGUAAAAGACAAAUACUUGUGUUCGAAUACAUGUCAAGCCAUUUAUAAACUUUAAGUCAAAGUGAUCAAAAAAUAAAUUGUAAAAAAAAGGUGUGAAAAUUAUUACGAUUCUGUAGUUAGUGUUAAAUUACAUUAAGUUGAUUUAACACUUUCUAGGAGCAGUUUUCAACCUUUUUCAUGUUACAGUUGUAUGUCACACCAUUCAAGUAUUUAAAAAGAAAUAUUAACUUUUUUCUGUGACUAGCAGACUCCAAACUAACUAUCAUUAAUACUGGAGACUUAGAUUAGAAUUAGAAUGUAUUCAAAUAAAAGUCCCAUUCUUUGUGGGUAUAAUUCUUAAAUGUCCUUCUUAAAAUAAUAUUUAUUGCUGAAUAAAAAUUUGACACCACAUUUGUGAACCUUUGUGACAUACCUUUGCUGCUGCUUUAAGUAAUAUAUGUUCAUGUUGUUUGGCUUCUCCUAUUAUCUUGUAAUUUACAGAUUACACACAAACGAAUGUGGAAACACUUGUAUGACAAGUUGGGUGGCAAUUCCAGUAACACAAGUGCUGCCACCUGCACAAGAAAACACUAUGAAAGGUAAAAGAGGGCACCAUAAAUGAUGACUCCGUUGAAAGUCUAUCAAAGAAAAGAGCUGCAACUGUAAGUUAGGGAAGAGUUUUCAACAAUAAUGUUGAUGAAAAACAAAUUCUAAUUUGUUUCCCACCUCUUGUUUUCAGAUUGCUGUUGCCAUAUGAAAGGCAUCUUUACAAAAUUAAGCUUGGCAAACCCAAGAAAAAACUGCCCAGGUUUUUACAGGAAAUAGUACAGAAGCCUGACACGGAGGAUAAGAAAGAGCCUACUACUCAAAUAGAGGUAUGUGUUUUUUAUCCACGAUGUUUUUCUUAUGAGAAAUCUUUGUUGUGUAUGAAAUUGCUAUUGCUGAGUUAAUAUCUGUAUUUUGUGCCCAUAGCAACAGUAUAUCUCAUCUCUAUAGAAUCUAAGUUUAAAUGUGACGCUCUCUAUAAGACUUAAUUAUUAUAUGGCCAGAUUCCUAGACCGAUUUAUAUAAUAUGUAUCAUAUAAAGAUGAAAUGCACACUGGAUUGAAUGAUAGCAUACUUAUUAAGCUUUAAUUUAUAGGCAUGACAUUGACAUAACUCAAGUGUAGUAGUUGGACACAGUCAAUACUAAUUAAUUUUUAAAAUAAAAAUUACCUUUUUCACAAUGCAAUUUUAAAAUGAAAAAAAAAAACCUAUUUUCCAAAGACCUCGAAUCAUAUUUGUAGAUAUUUUCAGAGUUUUUUUUGUCAUUAAAAUGUCUCUUUCAGAAUGUUGAAUUAAUUGAGUUAAAGAAAGAAACUAAACCAGAGGAGGAGGAGGUACUUGAGGUAGAAAUUGUUAAAACUAGCCCCAAGGUUAGUGGGUGACAUCAUCUCAUAUCACCCGCUUUGGCUAUGCUUGCAUCUCCAGUGCUUGAUUUACUGCUCUUAUUCAAUCAUUAACUUUGCACCAUCAUGUCUUGUAGCAUCACAGAACAGGAGCUCAUCAAAUUAUAUCAUGAAAGAAAACAGAUGCUUGAAUUUCAGCCUUCAUUUUCCGUAGAGGGUCUUGGCAUGUUUAAGAUGCUCUUUAAUGAUAAUCUUAUUUCAGCCUUGCUCGCAAGUUCAUAUUUAUAUCUUUUUAAUGCAUCAUUUCUUUGUUUCUGCUUUAUUUCCACCUCUGCUCAUCUCUCUAAUCAAACAUGGACAUCUGAUUUAAUUUCGAAAGCUCUUAGAGUUGUUAUAUCUUUGUUGUACAUCCAUACUCACUUUGAAUCCUAAACACUUAAGAUAGACUUUCUACAAACCCCUUAAUGGUAUAUUAAAUGUUAGUUAAGUGUUAGUUUAGAGGAUAUGAAAAUUGUCUAUUUUUGUCCACUUCAUGGAACCCUUAAUCCUGUUCCUGGUGAUAUUUUAUUUUGUUAAUCUAAUUAUUUUGUUAAAUAAUGUCAUCUGAAUUAAUCUGCUGUAAAAAAAAAAAAAAAAAAGCACCAGAGAUAAAUGUCUAAAGCAUGGUCAGGGCAUAAAUUAUUGUCAAAGUGAGUUUUUAAUGAGGAUACAAUUCAUUUCUUGGAUUGUGAUCUAACACAAUGUUAAACAAAUGGAAUUAGAUCUCUAAAACAAAUUUUUAAAAUUCUUAUAUGGUGCAGUAGCAGCUUGUUAAAAUACAUGGAUUAAAUGGAAAGUUACUGAGAAAACAGAUUAAGAGCUUUCAUUUUUAACACUCAAAAAAGAAAAAAGAAACAAUACUUAAAUUAUUUAUUUACUUCUAUAGGAGGAAACAAAAUGUGACAUUACCAACGAAAAUUCACCGAACGUGACCAACGAAUCCAUUGUGCGCAAGGAAAAGCUUGUACCUGGCAUGACAGAACAUUCCAAGCCAGAUUUCCAAGGAGAAACUGAAGUCCUGGAGAUCCCAGUCAUCCGUCAUUGUAUAGGGGGCAACAGUUCCUUCCCAAUAAUGGAAAUUAAAAAUGUGGACAGUACUCAGAAUCUCCCUUUCUCUAAUAUAGAGCAGCUCCAGCAACAACAGCUUCAGCAACAACAGCUUCAGCAACAACAACUUCAGCAACAACAGCUUCAGCAACAACAACUUCAGCAACAACAACUUCAGCAACAACAACUUCAGCAACAACAGCUUCAGCAACAGCAGCAACAGCAGCUUCAGCAACAGCAGCUUCAGCAACAGCAGCUUCAGCAACAGCAGCAUCAACAGACUCUGAAGUCACCUGGAACACAAGUGGACAAUACUUGCUUAAUCAAUGCAAACUUAAUGUACAGGGGUGGCUAUUUUAUGCCAGUUAUACCCCAUCACAUGUUACAGUCGUCCUGGGGUAUAAUGGGCCCUUCCACAUCAUCCGCCUCUGCCUCAUCGCCACAGAUGAAAACUGAGAGUGGAUUUUUUUCCUCAUCAGAGACCAGUGAUCCUUCUAUUGCAGCCAUGGCACCAUCAACAAAAUCGAAUCAAAACAUUGUGCAGGGUUCGGCUUUUGUUUCUGAAAGUCGCCAUAAAGCUGGCAGUGGAAGGUCAUCACAUUCUUCUCAGCUCCACCAGCAGCUGUCCCCUUCAGGCAGUAGUGCUCUGAAAGCUGCACAUUCAAACACACCCUAUAAACCUUCACCAUACCUCCUCAACGACCACAUUCAGUCUGGGGCAGUGCCCAUGAAGAACUCACGUUUGCCUCAUUACUUCAUGACUGAUGAUCUUUUGGCAAUUUCUAGUCAAAAACUUGCACCAAUCCUUCACCCCACACCACCGGGGCACAGAUAUCAGUCUCAUCUCCCACCUGCUCCAACAACUAUAUAUCUUCAUCCAUCCUCUACAAAUCCAUUCUCUCCACUUCAGCCGCCCAUCACCAGCCCGCCACCUGCAGCGCACAACUAUCCUCGUAAGCGACCUUACCCUUUUGAUCAUCCCACAGCGACAGCGACACCUGUUUUUCCCAGCCCGGAUAUAGUUUUAGAUCGGAUAAAAAACUCCACUGGUCUUCCUCGUGUCAGUGCCCCUGUGGUUUACCCAACCAGCAUUAGACAACGAUUUGAUGAUCCCAAGCAAAUAUUUCGACAAACCCCUCAGUCUGCACCCCCGUGUCAGACGACGUCUCCUUUACGUAAGCAGCCAACCCUACAGACAGUGAACAGUGGUAAACAGGAGAAUGUCAAAUUAAAGAACUCGAAUAGAAAAACUCAGCAAACAUUUUCUCCAUAUGCCCACAUGCCACCUUUAGAGAUUCAACAGUCUUUUAUACCCCAGGGUCAUAGUAACAGUAAAGUAAUGGACCAAAUGAGGUCCCCAUCCAAUUCUAAUGGAUUAUUGCCAAGUCAGCCGCAGUCUUCUAGCAAGUCUUUGCCAUCUCCAAGUCCAGUGGCAUCAUCCAGCAAAGAUGGACGACUCACCUCAGCGCUAUUUGGGACACAGUUCACAGCACUACCAAGGGUAAGUGGUGUUUUGUAUAAUAUUUAUAAGGGUAUAGAUGUGUUCUAAAAUCUUUACAUAAAUUAAAUACCUGUUUCUUUUUUAAAAUUACAUGGCACAUUUGUGACCUUUUAUUUAAAAAAAAAAGAUUUAGAAUAUGUUCAUUAGAAAAAACUUUUCUAUGUUUAGAACUCAGGAUUGAAGGCAAAUGAUUGAAAAAACCACAUAUCAUAAGGUUUAGAGAAAGUUUAAUUGCUUGUCCAUUUUGUGUUUAAUUCUGGUCUUUUCUUGGAAAUAGAAUUAGAGAAAUCUUAUUGAUGUAAUAAAAAAAAGAUGUUAAUUGAUUCCAGACUCUUUAUUCUAUUAGAAGUGAUUAUUCUUUUAAAGUUAUCUGUUUAGGGUGGUGAAUAAUGUUUCUUUUCACACUCUGAUCUAUUAGGGUUGUACCAAUCACCCUGAUGUCAUGGUAAAAAAAUGUGCAGGUCUUUAUUAAUAGCCAUGCAUCUGCAUAUAGGAUGCUUCUAUAAUCGAUCAGUUAGGGGAGGUAUUUGAGGUGUAUGUACUAUGGUGAUUUGAUACUAUUUCAUUGAGAUAUUUGCAAAGGGGAGAAGGUUAAUGUUAUCUCGUGUUAUAUUUGGGUGAGGUGUUUGUUAAGUUGAAUUAGCCCUGUGCACAGACCACAAAUAAUUACUUUUUUGGUCUUCGAUUGAAGGUCAUUAAUGGGUAAAGUUUGGCUAUGUGAAAACAUCAUAGCCCAUUCCUUUUUAGAUACGCCCUAAUUCUUUUCCUUUGGCUUGGGUUUAGUGAUCUAGGCACAUUUGUUGUUCCUAGUGUAAUUUUUAAAAUAAAUUUGCCUGUUUUUUCAUUUGCUCAGCUUCCAGUAACUCAUGUAUGGCAUAAAAAUAAUGUGAUAGCUGAUGUUAAAUCUCAAAUUAUAUUUUUCUCAUCACAUUCUCCCCCAUGUUUUUUUUUUUAAACUUAAUAUUUUUGUUAACUUUGUCAUUUUAGCCUGUCAAGUCCUCAGACCACCCACCACAGUCACCUCACAUGCCCGACUCAUCUUCAGCUGUUGCUGCAGCCAUGUCUAUCAGUCCCCAUCUUCACCCAGCUUUCAUGAACCUGUACAUGCCCUCUGGUGCCCAGACACAAGUCCCCGCAAUGAAUCCACAACUCCAGAUGCUGGCCAGUGCAUAUGGCACAACACCUGCCCAGCUUGCCACUUAUGAGGAGAUGGUGCGUCAAAAUGGGUAUGGUGCGUUCUUGACAGGCGCCCCGCAGCAACAGUUAAAAGCACCAAAAAAAAAUUGACAUUUGAAAGCUUCGUAAAAAGCCAUUUUCUUAUUAUCCUUUAUAAAUAAUUAAUACUUGUUUUCAAUUAUAUGAUGAAUGUUUAAGUGAAAUUUUAUACCACAAAAUUUGUCGUGAAUAGAACAUUGGUAAUAUUUAACCCUUUCAGUUGCCAUUAAGAAAUUACCUUCAGGACCAAAGCGAAGGGAAAUAACUCCAUUUUGACCAUAAAGUGCUGAUUUCAAAAAUUUAUUUAAAAUCAAUCUUUAUCCGGUCAAAAAAAAAACCUGAUAAUUGUAGAGAAAAGAAAUUUUAUUUAUACAAGUCUACAUUAGGACCAGUUUCGCCUACAAAUUCUUUGAUUUCCAUUGAACUUAAUAUGACCUGUCAGAUCUAUCAACAUCAUUUUCAUCUUCAACAUCAAGAUGUUUAACUAAUUCAAUAUCAACAUCACUUUCAUUUCCAUUAUCUAUAUUUGCAUCAGAUUCAUCACUGUCGACACUAACAGCCAAUGUUCUUGAAGUUUGAAGCCUUUCCAGAAAGGCAAAUGCCUACUGUCAGCAUAAGCACUAUUAAUUUUUAAAAAUUGAAAGUAGCAUAAACUCAAGCACACCGCUCCCAACCCUAAAAAAACAAGAGAUUGACUCUUCCUGUUUAUAAAUAGGCUCUUUGUAACUUCUUAAAAAAAGUUAUCUUCUCUGGGCUAAAUUGAAUAUGUCCUGUUGAUUUGGCCAUAACGCAACUGAGGCGUGAGGACCGGAAAUCCAUAAUGUGACUGAAAGGGUUAAAUACAUUUCAACUUGCUUUCUUAAAUUACAAAUUUUUAAAAUUUAUUUUAGAUUGCAUCAUUUAGUUUGCUAAAAAUAAUUGCAUCAAAUGAUUAAUAAAUAGACUUGAGCUGAUACAGGGUCUCAUUUUACCAGAAUUUUUGGGUGUAAAUGAAGGUUAAGGUGACAAUUUUACCCAUGAUGUUAAGAAAUUUUUGCUAUUUCUAGCAUAAAAAUGUGUAGGAAAAAUAUUCUUUGAUCUCACAGUCAUUCAAAAAACUUUAAUCAAGUAUGGAAGCAUUUUGCUUUGACCUGUUCUAUUCAAAUUUUUACUUUUAUAUUGGAAAUAAUUUAAAGCAUGAGUUCCCAAACUUAAAAAUAAAAUGUAUGUUGGUGAAUUUGGGAUAUUAAGGCCAUGAAAUGAUGGGAACCUCAACUUUUACUCUCACUAAUCAAAGGGCCUUGAAAUCCGGUGAUAUGAAUGUAAAAUUAUUACGAUGUGAUUUCUUUCAUGUUUUUUCCUCCUCUCAAUACUUUUAUAUCUUGGGGCUAAGUAACCAUUGUAUAUGUAAAUAAAAAUGUAUAGAAGUUGACUUUUAAAAAUUUACUUUGAUAACCCUAUUAUCUUGUUUGUAAAUGAACAUUAUUGCUGGGUUAACUUUAGAAGGGCAUUGAUUGGGUGACUUAAAUAUUUCACCUGUAUCACCACCUUUAGGAGACUAGCAUAAUUAAUUAACAAUCCUUCAAUAGAAAUAGUUAGUUGGUAAUCUUCAGCAGUUAUUGCCCACACUAUCAAAUACAUAUAUAUCCAUGUAAAACAUUGAAAAAGACUGAAAAAACAAACCUAAUGAAGUAGUAGCAAAAACACUUUAACAUUAAUUUGAAGUUGGAAUCCAAGGUUGUUGGUAAUUUAUAUAUAUUACUUCUUAAAACAAAGGAAUUUUCAUAGCUGUGAUGCAU
Lymnaea stagnalis (great pond snail) is the source of this 9268-nucleotide messenger RNA. NCBI's taxonomy places the organism in Eukaryota, Metazoa, Mollusca, Gastropoda, Lymnaeidae. The record is from the annotation of a GenBank genome assembly.